ACAGUUAAUCAGUUCAGUGGAUUUUAACCUUCAGUUUUCAACUCUACUCUGUUUCCAAAGGGCUCUGCAGAUUGACUCUUUCUCUCUCUCCUUGCUUUUCUAAAGUAAAGAAAUUCAUUUUAUGUGUGUGUGAAUAUGAAUGUGUGAGCCCACAGGCUUGGAAACAUGAGGCGUCUGUUGUUGCUGCUUCUGGGGCUCCUGAUCCUUCAUCGGGUUCGAUGCUUCGAGUUUGUGAUAGACGGAGAAUGGGAGGAAGAGGCGUCACAUCUUCACAACCAUCAAGAAAGGCAUAAGAGAGCGACAUUGACCAGCUCAGAGGAGGAAGACUUUGAGGCCAUCCGCGGAGAUGACAUCACCGUUAACAGUUACAAGAUGGAGAGCCGCAUCACGUCACGCUUUGCUCACACCACCGUCAGGAGCUCGGUGGUCAACUCAGGCUCCAAAGCUCAAAGCAUUGCCUUCAACGUGCAGAUCCCCAAACGUGCUUUUAUCUCCAACUUCACCAUGAAUGUGAAUGGCAUCACAUUUGUGGGCUCAGUGAAGAAGAAGACGGUGGCCAGGAACCUGUACGCCCAGGCCAGAUCGAGAAACAAGGCGGCGGCCAUCGUCAGGGCUAAUUCCCAGGACUUGGAGACCUUUAAAACCGAGGUCCAUGUUCCUCCUGGCAGUAACAUUGAGUUUGAGCUCCAUUACCAGGAGAUGAUGCAAAGGAGGCUGGGCUUCUAUGAGCAUUCGCUGUACCUGCAGCCUGGGAGGCUGGUGCCACAUUUCCAGGUGGACGUGUACAUCUUUGAGCCAAAAGGAAUUUCCACAGUACAAACACCAAAUAACCUUGGAGAGCAGUUUGGAGAGCUUUUUAAAGUAACAACUUCCAAAGAUAAGGCUCAUGUUGUCUUCAAACCCAGCUUACAACAGCAGAGAAAGUGUAACAACUGCACAGACAGCGCCAUAGACGGCGUCUUUACUGUGAAAUAUGAUGUAACCAGAGACAGCAAUGCUGGAGAACUGCAGGUUUCAGAUGGUCACUUUGUUCACUUCUUCGCUCCAUCCAACCUCUCUCCUCUUCCUAAAAACAUUGUGUUUGUCAUUGAUGUCAGCGGAUCCAUGUGGGGGGUCAAGAUGAAGCAAACAGUAGAGGCCAUGAAAGCUAUUUUGGAUGAUCUAACCAUGGAGGAUAACUUCAGCAUCAUAGACUUCAACCACAAUGUGCGCUGUUGGAGUGAAGAGCUUGUUCCUGGCUCAUCUAUUCAGAUUGCAGAGGCCAAGAAAUACAUCCAGAACAUCAAACCCAAUGGAGGCACCAACAUCAAUGAGGCGCUGGAGAGAGCAGUUAGCAUGUUAGUGAAGGCAUCCAACCAGGGGCUCAUCGACCCUCGUUCUGUCUCCAUGAUCAUUCUGGUGUCUGAUGGAGACCCCACUGUUGGAGAGAUUAGGCUCAGCUACAUCCAGAAAAAUGUGAAGCGAAACAUGAGAGAAGAGUUUUCGCUUUUCUCUCUGGGCAUCGGCUUCGACGUGGAUUAUGACUUCCUGGAACGUAUUGCUAUGGAGAACAGGGGCACGGCUCAAAGGAUCUAUGCCAACCAUGACGCUGCAGAGCAGCUACGGACAUUUUACAGGCAGGUGUCCUCUCCUCUGCUAAGGAGGAUCAACAUUCAGUUCCCGGAAAAUUCGGUCACAGACGUCACCCAGAACCGCUUUGAUAAGUACUUCAGCGGCUCGGAGCUGGUGGUGGCCGGGAGGGUGCUACUAGCGGAGAGCAACACACUGACUAGCUUCACCACUGCAUCAGCUGCCAGCCUGGACAUCAUCUUGGAGACAGUGGCAGAUGUGACAGAACUGGACAUGGAGCUAGCCAAACAGCAGCACUCAUUUACUGGCUUUGCCAGACAGAUGUGGGCUUACCUUACCAUCAAACAGCUCCUCAGUGAAAGGUCUCUAGCUCCAACAGCUGUCAAAAAGAGGAAGAUCACCGAGCGCAUCAUGACUCUGGCUGAGGAGCAUCAGUUUGUUACUCCACUCACCGCUCUGCUGGUGGAGAGCGAGGACGCCAAAGAGAGGUUGCUGGCUGACUCCCCGAAGGACCCAAAACAAGGCUGCUGUGCAGGAGGGGGAAUGAUUUCAGGGUCAACAAUAAGUGUCCGUGAGCCAGAGAAGUUGGUCUACCAGCCUCCACCCUGGGUCCAGGAGACCACUCCGGCCCCCCCAAGUCAAGUGGAGAAGGGUCCUCAGCAGGUUAUCUUAGUGGAUAACGACCCUCACUUCAUCAUCCACCUACCUGCAAGUAACAUGGAUGUGUGCUUCAACAUCGACUCCAAACCUGGUCACAUCCUCAACCUGGUGUCAGAUGUUGGAACAGGUGUCACAGUGAACGGUCAGUUAAUCAGCUCCAAGCAACUGAAAAAAAGCAAACUCAACACAUACUUUGGCACCAUCUCAGUCUACUACCAGCCAGAAGGAGUCAGCGUCACCAUCAGCACUAACGACAUCACCAUGACCGCUGGCAGAAACGACUACUCUUUCACUUGGGAGGCCACAGCUGAAAUCACACAGGAUGGGGUGAUGAUUUCCAUUGUGAAGAACUCCCAUGUCACCAUCACGGUUAAUAAUAAUAUCCGUGUGAUGGUGUUGCUUCACCGCGUGUGGAAGAAGCAUCCUGUCAACGUUGACUUCCUGGGCAUUUACAUGCCUAAUGAAAAUCAGUAUUCACCUCUGGUCCAUGGACUCAUAGGGCAGUUUUCUAGAGAGCCUGAAGUCAGCAUUUACGACAUCCACGAAGGAGCUGAUCCCCUGAAGAAGGAGGCCACCAUGGAGGUGAAGGGCAACAAGCUGCUUGUCACCAGGGGCUGGCAGAAGGACUACCGACGUGACAAGAAGCGUGGCACCAACAUCUACUGCUGGUUCAUUCACAACAGCGGGAAGGGAUUCAUUGACGGCCAUUACACCCAAUAUAUUGUGCCGAAUCUGAACAGCUUCCACCAGAUGCCCUGAGCGGCCAUGUGCAUGUUCCAGUUUCGAGUAAUGUUAUG
This is a messenger RNA of Melanotaenia boesemani (Boeseman's rainbowfish), 3026 nucleotides long. RefSeq names its product inter-alpha-trypsin inhibitor heavy chain 2 (gene itih2). Gene Ontology annotation, molecular function: serine-type endopeptidase inhibitor activity. The coding region runs from base 166 to 2988 and encodes 940 amino acids. The transcript has 21 exons. NCBI's taxonomy places the organism in Eukaryota, Metazoa, Chordata, Actinopteri, Atheriniformes, Melanotaeniidae. The record is from RefSeq and is a predicted model, not a curated record. Gene Ontology annotation, biological process: hyaluronan metabolic process.